CCCAGCAGCUGGAGAGCACUUCGCCCUGCUCGCUCUUAGACGGGGGCGCGAGGGCGUGCCUCCCCUCCCACCCCAGCUCGGAAAACGCACCGGCCCAGCCUUAACGCACACCUUCGGAGCCCCCGCCUGCCUCCCUGAGUUCUGCCAGACUUUCAGCCGCGUUAAGGGCAGUUCGCGGCGGGCGAGCCGCGCUGGGAGCGGGGAAACCCAGAAAGCAGGGAGAAAAUCAGCCUAGGCGGGGAGUCGCGGGGACUUCGGCCCGGGAACUUGGCUCAACUGCAGAUGCUACUUCCUUGCCCUGGCGAGUAGCCAUGGGGGCCCGCUUUGCUCGGAGUCCCAUUUUACAAGCCUUGAACCUGGGGCCCUGCGAGCCCAGGACCGGGAGAUAACUGAGGAUGAACCCAGGGACGUCAGUCUAUCAGCCACAGCUACUGGAGUCCUGCUCCUGGGGCCUAACCCGGGACUGCAUCAGUCCUGCUCUAGGGCCUAACAGGUCCUGGGCGGGGGCCUGGGGCUGCCUCCUCCACUGCACUUCCUGGGUCUCCAACCACAGCCUGAAUAACGAACAGUGUUUGGGGGUCCCAGACCUCCAAGAGCGCAGAACGGUGCUCUCUCGGCCAGCCUUACCAUCAGUGAUCUUUCCCACGGUCACCUUCCAUUUGUUGGGAGCGAGAGAAGGCUGGUGGGAGUAAACGCCCAAGCUGUGAGGGAAAUUGUCAGAGCCUAAGUUGUCCAGCCUGAAAACUCAGGACUGAAACUAGCCCCCGCUUGAGGCUGCCUGCAGCCUCCCCCCAGCGAAGCGUGUGGAUUGGGGCCUAAAAGGGCCAGAGGCCACACGAGGCCAGGAUGCACCUCAGCACAGGUGUGCUCCCCAGUCUAAGACCCCAGCUAGGAGGAGACUGGCUAUGGCCCCAAGGGCGGGCUGCACGCUUUAAUGGGACACAUGUCGCUGUGUGGCCCCCUCGGGCCCAGCCUGUGCCCGGCUUUGAGCAACUACAGGCAGAAAAUCGCUGCAUUGUCCCAACAUUAGGGCGACUAAUGUGGCGUUGCCAGCAUGGCCAGAGCGUGAAACCCGCAGAAAGGCCUUGCUGGCGGGUCCUCCUGCCUCCGCAUCUUCAUCAGGCCCACGGAGGCAUGGCAUGUUGUCACAGUAAUUAGCGGGGCUCAGAACCAGCUGGACCCAUGGACCUUCCUCAGUGGGUGCCUCCACCCAGGAUGCCUGGAGACAAGGGACAGCAAGCACUAGAUCUCCAAGCCGCUGAUGGAGAAGAAGCGACGGGCACGCAUCAAUGUUUCACUUGAGCAGCUGAAGUCGUUGCUGGAAAAACACUACUCCCACCAGAUCCGGAAACGCAAGUUGGAGAAGGCGGACAUACUGGAGCUGAGCGUCAAGUACAUGAAAAGCCUUCAGAACUCGGUUCAAGGGCUCUGGACGGUCCCCAGCGGAGCAGAGUUCCCUGGCUUCCGCAGUUGUCUGCCAGGAGUUAGCCAGCUUCUGCGGCGCGGAGAGGAGGGCGGCGGUGGCCUGCGCUGCCCCCUGGCGCAUGAGCGCGCAGGUGGCAGCACCAUGGACAGCGCCGGCCCGAGCCCGGAGGCGCCCGCGCCACUUGGCCCCUGCGUCCCCGCCAUUUGGUCCCCUGCUCCGGCCAUCGGCGUCUCGCGUUCCCCGCCACCCCGGGUCCUCUUCCCUGGAGGUCUCCCCGGCCCGUCUCCCAGCGUCCCAGGGCCGCAGCCGGCGCCUCGCCGCUGCGCCGAGAGCCCGGGGCCGGGUCUGGGGGUUUGGCGGCCCUGGUGAGUCCCGGCGCGGCCUCAAACUCUAGAGGGCCCCCGUCUGGCCCGGGGACGCAGAGACUGUUUAGAGCGCGCCUGUGGUGAUG
Suricata suricatta (meerkat) is the source of this 1877-nucleotide messenger RNA. It is a transcript of the gene HES3, whose product is annotated as hes family bHLH transcription factor 3. Bases 1262 to 1795 code for a protein of 177 amino acids. The record is from RefSeq and is a predicted model, not a curated record. Gene Ontology annotation, biological process: anterior/posterior pattern specification; regulation of transcription by RNA polymerase II; regulation of neurogenesis. Gene Ontology annotation, cellular component: nucleus. Gene Ontology annotation, molecular function: DNA-binding transcription factor activity, RNA polymerase II-specific; RNA polymerase II cis-regulatory region sequence-specific DNA binding; protein dimerization activity. NCBI's taxonomy places the organism in Eukaryota, Metazoa, Chordata, Mammalia, Carnivora, Herpestidae. The transcript is spliced from 6 exons.